Molecule: messenger RNA, 1092 nt
Organism: Lachancea mirantina
Lineage: Eukaryota; Fungi; Ascomycota; Saccharomycetes; Saccharomycetales; Saccharomycetaceae
Source: the annotation of a GenBank genome assembly
AUGUCAAGCUUAGUAACAAACAGGUCGAUCACAUAUAUCAACAAUAAGAGCCCUUUGAUCAUCACCGGUGAAGAAAUCGAUUUGGACACUGUUUACUCUGAAAAUGAAGUUGUUGUCGAAAUCCACGCCGCAGCGUUAAAUCCAGUCGACUAUAUGCUUUACAAAUUUGCUUUCCCCUUGCUUGUGAACAAGCAGCCUAAGAAGCUGUGUAUGGAUUUCAGUGGUGUCAUUGUCAGAAGAGGCGAGAAAGUCAAGGAAUUUAAAAGUGGCGACAAGAUCACUGGGAAAUACUGGCACGUUUUCGGGAAACAGGGCACUCUGAGCAACUACUUGGUGCUGGAUCCGGAAAAAGUCGCUACAGUAGCACCAAGUGUCUCUUUCGGAGAGCAAGGUGGAGAGGAGUACGACGAUUUUGUUUUAAACGCAGCUUGGCCGCUUGUAUUUGGCACUGCACUCCAGGGGCUAACGCACUCCUGUCAAAAGUUAGGGCCCGACAGCAGAAUACUCAUAAUAGGAGCAUCUACAGCCGUGGGAAAUUGUGCAGUGCAAAUUGCUAAAAAUUACCUGAAAGUCGGGACUGUGGCCGGUGUAUGUUCAAAAGAUUCAAUCGAAUACAAUCGGGCCUUUGGAUUCGACCAUUUGAUCCCCUACGAUGAUGGCGAUCUGGUCAAGACCACCAAAGCUCUCAUUUCUGAUGAAUGGGGCGGUGGAAAGUGCGAUCUAAUCUUUGAUUGUGUCGGCAAUAGCUGUUUCUUCCCGCACAUCAACGAUGUUUUGAAGCCUCAGAGCGCCAAUUCUUACUAUGUCACGAUCGUGGGGGACAGGAAGAUAGUCUAUAAGGCGCCCAAAAUCUCGAACUUUUUUCCUGUUUGGGAAUCUCUUCGAAGACAUGGACCUUACAAGAAAUACAACUACGCUAAUAUUCAUUCGGGCGGCUCAAGGGAAGCCAUCGACUUGGGCAACCAGCUGAUCUCUCGCCAGGAGUUUGUCCCUCAGAUAGACUCUGUAUGGGAAUUUGACGACUACCAGCGUGCCUUUGACAAAUUGAUUUCCAAUCGCGCAAAAGGCAAAAUUGUUAUCAAAGUGAGAUGA